This is a messenger RNA of Adineta ricciae, 1428 nucleotides long. The record is from the annotation of a GenBank genome assembly. NCBI's taxonomy places the organism in Eukaryota, Metazoa, Rotifera, Eurotatoria, Adinetida, Adinetidae.
AUGAUUCCCUUACAAGAUGAAAACCUCAUUGAAACAAGUUUAGAGUUCUAUGGGAAAGUUUCUCAAUUGUUAUUACGAUACGUUGGUGUCCGACCAACCGAUUCUGAAGUCACAUUUUCUUCUCAAACACCGUGGAUAUGGCGUCUACUACCGGAUUACUACAUCGACGACAUCUGGGACUUUCUCAUGUCGGCUGCAAUGAUGGUGCCACAAUCAUUGUCCAAACGUAAUAUUGAUGACAUUUUAACACUAAUGAUCUUUGUGAUUUGUGCACCACGUCAUUACAUACAGAAUCCUCAUAUUAUUGCAAAAGCAGUAGAAGUUAUACAUUGGUUAUGUGCCAGAAGUGAACAUACAUUUCUUCGGCAAGCAACCGAAUAUAUAUUCAAUCAUCGUCUAGCCCAAGAUUCACUUGUCCGAGCAUUGACAAAACUCUAUGCGGAUGUCGAAACAACGGGCGCAGCCACAGAAUUUUACGACAAAUUUAAUAUUCGUUAUCAUAUAAGUAUUAUAUUUAAAUAUGCAUGGCAAAAGCCGGCCUUUCGUCAUUCGUUUCUGACGACUGCUAGAGAUGAAAAAGAAUUUAUACGCUUUUUAAACAUGGCAAUUAACGAUGUCACAUAUUUGCUUGAUGAAAGUCUUCAAUUAUUAAAAAAAAUCCAUGAUAUCGAAACUGAUAUUGACAACAAGGAAGAAUGGGAAGCAACGCCCAUGGAAACACGGAUGACUAAAACUCAACAAUUGAGUCAGUAUGAAUCGCAAUGUUGUACCUAUUUACCUCUGGGAAUGGAGACAUUACAUAUGCUGGAAUAUCUAAGUGCGAAUGAGCCUGGCCCAUUUUGUUCACCGGAAUUGGUCGACCGUUUAGCCGCGGUACUCGAUUUUAAUCUCAAUGAAUUAUGUGGCCCGAAUAGCCGUUAUUUAAAAGUGAAAGAGCCGAGUAAAUGUUGCUUUGAUCCAAAACGACUAUUGGAGAAAAUUGUCGAACUUUACUGUAAUUUGACACGUGAUGAGCGUUUUGCUGAAGCAAUCACACGUGAUGAGCGUUCGUACCGACCGACAUUAUUUCAAACGGCGAUCGAACGCAUGCAAAAUCGCAGCAUUACAACAUCAUCUCGGCUGGAAAUACUUUAUAGUUUAAGUCAACAGGCACAUGCUAUUGCGGAAGAGAAAUUAAAAGAAGAAAUGGAUUUGUCCGAUGCACCAGAUGAAUUUCGAGACCCAUUAAUGUGCACAGUCAUGACUGAUCCCGUGAUUCUACCAAGUGGAGUCACAAUGGAUCGAUCAGUAAUCACCAAGCAUUUACUCAAUUCAAGUACGGAUCCAUUCAAUCGUCUUCCAUUAACUGCUGAUCAACUUCAGCCUGCGGUUGAACUCAAAGAACAAAUCGAUAACUGGAUACGCAAUAAGAAAAAUCGAACAGUUUAA